CCUUUACUCUCUUGCUCUUUCUUCUCCUUCACUAACUUUCUGUCUUCAACUAAAACAACAGCCCAAGUAGGAGAAAAUGUCUGCUCAUCUCUCCAAGACAGACUCAGAGGUGAGCAGCCCAACUCAAUCUUCACCAGCAAGGUCCACUCGUAGACAAGUCUACUACGUUCAGAGUCCAUCAAGGGACUCCCAUGAUGGUGAAAAGACUACAAACUCAUUCCAAUCCACCCCGGUGCUCAGCCCCACGGGCUCACCUCCUCACUCUCAUUCCAACUCUUCAUUAGGCCCUCAUUCCUCGCGUGAGUCUUCUUCAACCCGCCUGUCUGGAUCCCUCAAACCACAUCGAAAACACGAGGGAUCUCGCAAAGGUCACAAGCCAUGGAAAGAGUUCGAUGCCAUUGAAGAAGAAGGUUUACUUUAUGGUAAUGAUGGUCCCCAGCAUGACCUCCAUCGUCGACGUUGCUAUUUCCUUGCAUUUGUUGUUGGCUUCUUUGUGCUUUUCACCACGUUUUCUUUGAUCCUAUGGGGUGCUAGUAGACCCCAAAAGCCUAAAAUCACCAUGAAGAGCAUUUCCUUCAAUGAAUUUGUGGUUCAAGCUGGUUCGGAUUUCUCAGGAGUGGGUACGGAAAUGGUGUCAAUGAACUGCACGGUGAAGUUCACAUAUCGCAACACAGCUACAUUUUUUGGAGUUCAUGUAACAUCAACACCCUUAGAUCUCUCUUUCUCUCGGCUCACUGUGGCCACUGGAUCGAUGCGCAAGUUUUAUCAAUCAAGAAAGAGCCAAAGAGCAUUAACUGUCAUGAUGAAAGGGAGUCACAUUCCCUUGUAUGGAGGCGGGGCUAGCUUGGGUAGUCUCAAUGGUGCAACGACUCAGCCAGUGCCACUGACACUAAACUUCAUGGUUCGUUCUAGGGCUUAUGUUUUGGGCCAGUUGGUCAAGCCCAAGUUCCAUAAGAGAAUUGAAUGUUCGGUCACCAUGGACCCCAAAAAGAUGAAUGAGGCUAUUUCACUAAAAAACAAAUGCAUUUACAGCUGAUAAUUCAACAGAGCUGUACUUUUAUCGUUGUUUGAUGGCUUGAAAUUAUUUUGAUAGAAAAAAUAUGGUACAAUGAGAUAAACGAGAGCGGCCAGGCAAGUUUAUACUGAGCAGAUUGGACGGUGGAGACUGAUUCAGAAUUCUCUGGCUCCAAUAAUAAGGGCAUUGGAAAUGUAGUACUGGUCGGUGGUUAUACUGUUAGGCCCUUUAAGAUUUGUUUACACGUAUAAGUUAAACGAGUUUUGGGUAAAACUUUUGAUGCUUCGAUCAAAUAUUUGGACAUUUUGAUGAAUGCUUUGAUUAAUCUUUUUUUUUACCUUUCAAAGGGCAUCAAGAUGUAAAAUAUAAUUACUAUCAAGUCCAAUAAAGUUAGAAUUCAAGUCAAAUUUACAUUUUCUGCAAGCUGGAUUUAUCCUUAGUUUGAAGAUGUAUCAAUUUUGAACUCAGAUUAUAUAACACACUAAAUCAAGGGGUUGAUUUUUUUCUUUUUAAUUUAGGCCCGAAAUGAGUUGAGUUUGAGAUUGACUUUCCACAUUUUUUUAAUGUGAUUGAGCCAAUUUACCUUAGGAGAGGGUGGCUUUGAAUCCUAACUUGGAUAUUUCCACCCACUUUCCAAGCAAACCAGAGGGCCUAAGGCCUCUGGUCAACAAGUGGACUGUAUGAAUUGCUCCAUUCUUUUUACAUCUGCCUUCGAAACACAUGAAUGGAGAUUGCCUGGAAUCAAUCCCAUCAUUCCCUUUUAGCUGGAGUCUGGAGAAGAUUCAAAUACAACAAGAGGAGAAUUAAUUCCCUCAAAAACAAGAAACAGCAGCUCAGAAAAGGAGCUGCCGAGAACUUACCAGAAUACAGCCAAAAUCUGCUUUCAUGGUAAUUUCAGUUCCUAAUUUCCUCAAGUGCACCUGAGGCAGGCAGCUGCCUCCUGGCAUGGCAUGUGUACAUAAUAAAACAUUUAUUUAACAUUUUUUCCUGGAAUCAAUCCCAUCAUUCAUAGGCUUUCAAUUCUUUAAUCCUUUGCAUUCUUCUGUCCAGGAAUAUAUCUAUUGAUACGGUUGAUAUAUUUUAAUAUUAAAGAUUUGGUUUUUGAUGUUGACUUGCUAAUCCCUUAUUAUUACUAAUCAAUUUGCCUUCUGAAAUGAAAGAAAAAGAGUUUGGUGAACAUGAAUACAAAAUGUUUGAAGCAAGUUAGUUAAAUCUUGGUCAUAAGUGGAAAACAACCCAAAGUCCCACCCAAUGAUUUCUCCUGCACCGACGAGCUGUUUUACAAAAAUGCAUUGCUUGGGUUGGGAGUUGGGACAAUCUAAACAUAGGAAUCGGCAGGCCGCAGUCUGCCUAUAUUCUUUGCUUUUUUAGGUGUUGAGAAAUUAUUGUUGAAGGAAAUUGUUUGUCAUUUCCAUUUUUUCAAUCAUAAAAUUAUAAUCAAAUUAAUGUUUUCAUAUAAAAUUCAUUGACGGUGUAAUUCUGAAUGAAAGGAGAUAACAGGGUAAAAUAGUACAAAAACCAUACGGCAUGCUUGUAAAAUUCUAAAUUAAUGUGGGUCAAUCACCAAAAGUUGAAAUUCAGUUAGUUGAUUUUUAUGACUUGAGCUGUCCUUGCCUACUUCCUAAGUCUACCUGGUAUUGAGUUUGGACAAAACAAACAGCUUCACAGGAAACACAAGAACAAGUUUCGCACAUAAAUACAUUCACACUGCGGUAUGGCUACAGCUUUCAUGAAGUUCAAUUGAUAAAAGAUAAAAAAAUUUAUUAUUUGUUAGAAUUAUUUUAAAUGUAUUAUUUUUAAUCAUUUAUUUUAUAUUAUUUAGUAUGAUAUUUUAUUUUUAUUUAUCUGUCUGUUUUGGAUUUUUUCUUACAAGAGAACUACUUUUGAAAUUAAGAAAUCUAAGUUCGGAUUUAAUCUGUGCUCAGGGAUCGAAUCAAUGUUAGAAUUUGAGAAUAAAGCAAACGAAUUGGAAGAAUGAAAAAGGGUUCAAUCUCGAAACGGCGUAAUAAUCCUUAUGGUGGAAAUUCAUUUUUAGUGGACAUUAAAAUGAAACAUGAAU
Molecule: messenger RNA, 3074 nt
Organism: Durio zibethinus
Lineage: Eukaryota; Viridiplantae; Streptophyta; Magnoliopsida; Malvales; Malvaceae
Source: RefSeq, a predicted model, not a curated record